ACCCGCUCGUCUCUUCGCAAAACCAGCAGUCGGUAUGACCUUCUUGUCAUCUCUGCGGAUCCUUCUCGUCGCUUCUAGUCUUUCGGCUGUAAUUGCUGAUCAGGUCAUCUACUCGGAUGACGCUCUGAGCAAUGGAUGGCAAGACUGGUCUUGGGGCACAACGUUAGACUAUUCUGCCACUAACGUUAAGGAAGAUGCUAGCAGUAUUGCUGUGAAUUCUACUGCAUGGGCCGCACUCUCAUUGAAGAGCCUUUCGACAAUUGGAUCCUUUGCUGGGCUUCGUUUUGAUAUUGCAGGUGAUCAACCUGAAUUACAGUUCUACAUUCAGAGCACAACAGAUGACUCGCAAUCUCCGACGAUCCCUUUGACUGCGCUCAGCAAAAAUAUCACUUCUACUGGUUUCGCGUCCCUGUUAUUGGAUUUUAGUGCUCUUCCUCCAGCAGGGGACCCAUUGGGUAACGGUACUUGGGACCGCAUUAAUUUUCAAGCUGAAGGCAACGGCGCAAUCUACAACAUCGACAACAUCAUCCUAGUAGACAGUAUCGUUGUGGAACCCAAGUUUCUUAGUGCUGAGCCCAUAGGCACGAACACGGUUGCAGUCACUGGGCAAGGUGCAAUCGAUUAUUCCAACAUCAGCGUGAUACUCAACGGUAAAACGGUCAAAGUUUCGAGCAUCAAAAGUGUGCCUUCGGUAGACGUAUCAACAAAAUCAAUAACAUACGUGACUCUGGGUUCUCAAUUUACCCCCGGCACGCUGGUCAUCACUACCGGUGAUGGUACCUCCUUCAGUUACACACUUCCUGCAGCACUUUCUGGCUCAAUCAACCAACUCAAUGCCUAUCCUAUCAACCCUCAUAUCUAUGGCGUAAACUUCCCUACCUCUGCUUCCUACAUUCAGCACCUUGGUGUUACGAUCUCUCGAAAAGGAGGCAAUGCUGAAACCGCUUAUAAUCCUUUCGGUGAUUUCACCAACGCUGGGAACGAUUGGUAUUUUGAGAACCGCGCUGCUGAUAAUGCUGAUGAUUGGGUCGGUUGGGUGAAGGGAGCAAACUCUGAAGCUAUAUUGCUGCUUCCUGCUUUGGACUGGGUAUCGAAAGACGCGACCUCCUACUCAUACCCACGAACGAUAUAUGCUGACCAAGCCGCAUAUGAUCCUUAUAACUCUGAUGCCGGCAGCGGCCAAUUUGCGAAUGGGUCUUGGGUGACGCCACCGGAUCCCAGUAACGUUUACGCCCCGUGGAAGCUGACGGCUGCGAAGUCGUAUCUUUCCGGUCUUACUAACAAGCCUCAACUUAUUACAAUCGACAAUGAGAUAGAAAUUGCAUCAAAUACUCAUCAAGAUAUGCAUCCGAUACCUCUCGGGUACGAUGAAAUUCUCGAACGAGUCCUCAGCUUUUCAGCUGUGGCGAAACAAGCUAUUCCUAGCGUACAAGUUGCAGCGCCUUCCACCUGCGCUUGGUGGUACUACUGGACAUCAAUAGUUGGUGACGCGGAUAAGAUGGCGCAUAACGGAUCGGACUUCCUUCCUUGGUUCCUUACCCAGCUGCACGCCCACGACAGGCAAACCGGAAAACGUCUGCUCGAUUUUCUCGAUAUCCAUUACUAUUUCGCUCCGGACACCUCCGCCAACGAUGAUGCAGCCAAAGCGCUUCGUCUUCGUAUGUCUCGUUCCCUGUGGGAUCCCACCUACAUCGACGAAUCUUGGAUUUCUGGAACACCGUCAAACUCUCAGCCGAAUCCAGACAGAGUCAUGUUGAUUCCAAGAAUGCAAGCGUUGAUUGAGAAGUAUUACCCUGGAACUAAGCUUUCGAUUGGCGAAUGGUCGAGUACUUCGGAUACGGACUUGACUGGCGGGUUAUUGACGGUUGAUGUGCUUGGGAUCUUUGGGAGGUAUAAGCUGGAUCAGGCUACUUAUUGGGCAACGCCGGACGAGAAAGGCCCUAUCGGACUCGCGUAUUGGCUCUUCCGAGGGUAUGGAACAUACUUCGGCGACCUGAACGCGCAAGUUUCGAUCCCAAAAAUCGACCCCGACGUUCUCAGUGUGUACGCUGGCACGAACAUUCUUCGUAACAACGCCACCCUCAUAAUCGUCAAUAAACAUCCAAAGGACCCCGUGGCACUUGAUUUAGCAGGAGUACCUAAGGGUACCUAUUUCUUACGACACUUCGGUGGUCAGGCAGGCAUUGCAAAAUUCCAGACGACCGUCGCUGUGGAUUCCACCAAGUACAUCGUUGUCCCAUCGUACACUGCGGUCUUCUUGCAGAGGCAGAAAUAAGGGGCCGACAAGCAUCCAAUGCCGUGUUAUUGAAAGACCGAAAACAUCUAUGAAUCGGUCCACACAACACAGUAUCCUGCUAGUGUAUUGGGAAAUAACUUUAUCACACCUGC
This is a messenger RNA of Somion occarium, 2388 nucleotides long. The record is from the annotation of a GenBank genome assembly. NCBI's taxonomy places the organism in Eukaryota, Fungi, Basidiomycota, Agaricomycetes, Polyporales, Cerrenaceae.